CAGACAGACAGACAGACAGACAGAUAUUGGCGAUUGCUUACGGUGGUUGGGACUAGGCUCAGGAUAACGUGUCAGAUACAGAUACAGAUACAGAUACAGGGGGUAAGGGGACUAGUUAUCUUGCCCGUCUAUCUAUCUGUGUAUAUUCGCCCCCGGUCAGGGGCAGAAAGGGGGUUUCGGCGCGUACGGUAUGGAUGGAACAUGCGGUUGCUUGCCUGCUUGCCUGCUUGUGCCUGCUUGCUUGCUUGUCUGCUUAGAUGAACUUGGAAUAGACAGCCGGUUUUUUUUCUUCUUCUUCUUCUUCCGCCUUCUUUCCCGACCUCAUCUUAUCUUACUUCUUACUGCGUACGCGUACAUGGGAGCAAGCAUGUCAAUUCACGGUAGCCUGAGAGUGCGGGAAAUUAUUUUUCUUACUUUUCUCACUACUUUAUUUCAGCGUUAUACAUAUUUACAUAGGUAUUUACAUGUAGCAUUAUUACAGACUUAUUACACAUCUUUACAAAUCUUCGUUUCCAUCUUUGGGGCUUCCCAAAAUUUAUUUUUUUGUUUUGUCUUCUUUUCUUCUUUUUUUUUUUUCCCUUGCACAUCUUAACUUAAAGCAAGGAGUCCUUGUAUGAGGUAUACGAGGUCUAGU
This is a messenger RNA of Daldinia loculata, 634 nucleotides long. RefSeq lists its product as uncharacterized. The record is from RefSeq and is a predicted model, not a curated record. NCBI's taxonomy places the organism in Eukaryota, Fungi, Ascomycota, Sordariomycetes, Xylariales, Hypoxylaceae. The transcript has a single exon. The coding region runs from base 191 to 592 and encodes 133 amino acids.